AUGUCAUACAGUGUGAUGGACGAAUGGAAGAGCAAGUUGAGCAAGACCAGCACUUCGACGUACGUCGUGCUGGCCAUAAUCGCGGCCGUAUUCUUGGUCACGGUCACUAGACCUAGCAGUAGCAAGGGAAAGAGCGGCAAGAGGAAGGGCUCGAAGAAGGACAAGAAGAGCAAAGGCCGCUUCGAAAAGGCCCCGGUUCCACUUACCUUGGAAGAACGGAUCGGAAAUGUGUCCUUGAGAUACAAUAACGAACUGAGAGACCGAAGCAAGGACCUUAUAAGUAGGUUCGAUUCCGGUAACGAAAAGGAUGUUUAUGAACGCAACUACUGCAACGAGAUGCUGUUGAAGUUAUUGAUUGAGCUGGACGGUAUUGACCUGAUCAAUGUGGAUGAGUCUUUAAGAAAGUCGUUGAAGGAGAAAAGAAAAGCUGUCAUCAAGGAAAUCCAGGCGACGUUGAAAAGUCUAGACUCUCUUAAAUAA
Molecule: messenger RNA, 480 nt
Organism: Saccharomyces eubayanus
Lineage: Eukaryota; Fungi; Ascomycota; Saccharomycetes; Saccharomycetales; Saccharomycetaceae
Gene: SNL1
Product: Snl1p
Exons: 1
Coding region: 1-480 (159 amino acids)
Molecular function (GO): protein-folding chaperone binding
Source: RefSeq, a predicted model, not a curated record